GUCGCGUAUGCGUGCAACAAUGGCCCCACCGAUCCUUAUAACAGCUGAUGAGCUCAACUGUCUGAUACACGCUUACUUUGUUGACUCAGGGUACCACCAUGCUGCAUUCUCUCUCAAGUCGGAGGCCCAUCUUGACCGCACGCCACACUUCAAAACACACAUCCAAAGGGGAGAGUUAGUGGCUCUCCUCAGCAAGUCUCUACUGUAUGCGGAAGUAGAAGCACACUGGAAGGCGGGAAAGAUGGCCUCCGACUGCAAGAUACCGUUCACUCUGCUUGAACCACACGUCUGUUCCUCCGAAGUCUCGAGCGUAUCUGAGGGUGCUUCGGCUACGAACGUCGUAGGAAACUCUAUAGAUGAAUUCUCUGCUAUAUCACAGGAGGCGAAACUGAAACGGAAGGCUAGCACACCUCCUAUAUUAUCACCAGACGCCCGUAACGCUAAGCGUCCAAAGGAAGGAGAGAAGAGAACAAUGACCAUCGCCGAAAGGCUGGCUAGAGACGCACUUGAAUUCACUUCAAGACAAAAUGCCGUCUCCGUGAACCCACAUGAUGUCCCAUGCAAUUACGGACCACCAAUAUUAGGUGGACUCAUCUCCACAGCGGCAAUAAGAACAUUGAAGUCCCAUAGCUCAGAGGUAUUCAUCGUGGCUUGGAACCCUGUACGCGUUGGCCAUCUGGUAUCGGGAUCAAGAGAUGCGGUAGUGAAUUCCUGGGAUAUACCAUUGUUGGACAAAAUUGACUCUGGAGCCGCCGCCGAACCCAUCCUCCCUACUAAAAAGCUACUCGACCUGACACAUGUUGUACAAGCGGACCUCACGUCAUUCGAUUGGAGUGCAGAUGGAAAGAUGGUUGCCGUGGGAUCGUACGAUUCCGUGCUCCGAGUCUUUGGGCCAGAGGGAGACCCGUACAUCACGGAUGGCUGCCAUACAGUGAUCAUCUCCCAUCCUAAGCUCAAUAUCGCGACACUUACUGUUUAUCAGGGUCCUGUCUUUGCUGCCAAAUUUUCACCCAACAUGGCAUGGUUGGUGACUGCUAGCCUGGACUCGACAUCUGUAGUAUAUGAUGUGCAGGGUCGAAAUCUUCUCAAACGUUAUCGGACACACAGUGGAUGUUGCCUGGAUGUAGAGUGGAUAGACAACGUUACAUUUGCAAGCUGUGGAGCCGAUCACCUUGUGUAUAUAACGUCCCUCGAGAACCCAACAUUCACACAUAAAUUGAUCGGCCAUACUCAUGAGGUCAAUGUUAUCAAAUGCAACCCGUCGAAGACGAAGUUGGCAUCGUGUUCGGACGAUGCUACUGCUCGAGUUUGGACGAUCAAUCCUCUGCAGAAGUCGUCCGUCGAAUUGAAAGGUCACCAAGCUUCUUUAACCUCGGUUGAAUGGUGUCCUGUGACUACACCAGGAGAAGUAGAGAUGCUUGCGACUGCGUGCUUCGAUAGCACCGCCUGUCUAUGGAAUACGGUUACAGGGGAAUGCCUGCGGGUGUUCGCCGAACACAGUCAACAUGUCUACACGCUCGCAUUUAGUCCCGAAGGGACCAUGCUUGCCACCGGUGGCGGGGGUGGAUUUAUGCAUGUUUACGAUACCAAGACGAUGGAAAGGAGAUGGUCGUGGUAUAACGGCGAUAGGUCCGGCGUAUUCGAGAUUAAAUGGAAACGGUGGGAUAAGAAGACAACAAUGAUUGCCAUCGCUCUUGAACGCCAAGCGGUCGCGGUCAUCGAUCCCAGCAAGGUACGGGCUUUGGCCUGGUCAGGAUGAGAUAACACGAUAGGCAUAUUAUUCUUAGCAGUACUAGUAGUAUAUUACACCUGCAGUGCGGACUUGGG
Messenger RNA from Coniophora puteana RWD-64-598 SS2, 1827 nucleotides. RefSeq names its product WD40 repeat-like protein. Gene Ontology annotation, biological process: regulation of transcription by RNA polymerase II. Bases 20 to 1759 code for a protein of 579 amino acids. NCBI's taxonomy places the organism in Eukaryota, Fungi, Basidiomycota, Agaricomycetes, Boletales, Coniophoraceae. Gene Ontology annotation, cellular component: histone deacetylase complex. The record is from RefSeq and is a predicted model, not a curated record. The transcript has 9 exons. Gene Ontology annotation, molecular function: transcription corepressor activity; protein binding.